Molecule: messenger RNA, 2376 nt
Organism: Brassica oleracea var. oleracea
Lineage: Eukaryota; Viridiplantae; Streptophyta; Magnoliopsida; Brassicales; Brassicaceae
Exons: 4
Coding region: 368-1369 (333 amino acids)
Biological process (GO): regulation of transcription by RNA polymerase II
Cellular component (GO): SAGA complex
Molecular function (GO): transcription coactivator activity
Source: RefSeq, a predicted model, not a curated record
GGCAGAAAAAAGGAAAACUGAGGAAACCAAUAAGCAAGAUCGACACUUUAAGACACGAGCAAAAGCUCAAACAUUCAACUCCAACCAGCAAUACGAGAAAGACACGAAGAGCAAUUCAAGAUUUUGGUUUUAUCAUAGAAGCUCAAUAGUCAAUACACAUACGGAGUUCGGAACAAAAGUUUUCAGUGAAGACUUCAGAUGAUUUUGAUUCAAAAUUGAGGGCUUUUUUUUUGUGUGAAGUGAUGAGAUUUGGCUUUGCACUGAAAGGGAAAAGCUUAAAUUCAAAUCAGUUUGCAUCUGGAAAGUGUUAUUAGAUUGUUUUUUUUUUUUGGUCUGAAAGGGCAAUAGAAGCUGAGAGUGAAUAGUCAUGCAGCGUUCUCAAGAUGAGAGGAUUAAUCUUGGUGAACUGAAAGGUCAUAUAGUGAAGAAGAUUGGUGUUGAAAGAUCCAAAAGGUAUUUUUAUCACCUAAGUAGGUUUCUGAGCCAGAAGCUGACCAAGAGCGAGUUUGAUAAAACAUGUUCCAGGCUGUUAGGGAGGGAGAAUCUCUCUCUACACAACCGGUUGAUACGUUCCAUCUUGAGAAACGCAACCGUCUCCUCCAAGUCCCCACUGCCUGCUCAUCUGACCACCAAACCUGUGGCAAAUGGUCCAGAACAAAGGGAAUCUUUAGCUCCUAACCAUAGUGACCAUGUUUGCUCCAACGGGGUAAGGUCAGGAGUGCGCAAGAGGAAGAUGAGAGAUAGUCCAGUAGAACAGCCAGCUUGUAGAUUAGGUGGUGCUGCUGAUGAAAUAGACGGUGAGUUUCUUCGUCCCGUUGCGAAACCGAGAAUACCACUAUGUAAAGAACAAGAGGAGCAGGUGAGGGUAGCUUUAUCAGCUAGUCCUCUGGUUGCACCUAUAGGGAUUCAGUUUUGUUCAGCUGGUGGGUCCCGUAGAAGAAGGGUUCCUGUCUCAACCAGCGCUGACGCAAUGAGUAGCUACGAGAGUGGUGGGUUAGCAGAGACAGAGGUGCUGAGGAAAAGGAUGGAGAGUAUUGCAGUAGCGCAGGGUCUUGAAGGGGUUUCUACGGAGUGCGCUAAUACGUUGAAUGCUAUGUUGGAUGUUUAUCUGAAGAAGCUGAUCAGAUCGUGCGUUGAUUUGGUCGGAGGUCGGUCCACAGAUGGAAGAGGACAAGGCUUAUUCAAGAAGCAGCAAAGUCAGAAGAGUGUGCAAAUACAAACUCCUGUGAGAAGACAAGAUGAGCAGCAUUCUGCUGUGACUCUGCUUGAUUUUAGGACCGCCAUGGAGUUGAAUCCACACCAGCUUGGCGAAAACUGGCCAACACUAGUGGAGAGAAUCUCCAUACAGGUCUUUCGAGAGGAACACUGACUUCUGAGGUGUGAAAGAAAUCAUCAGUUAUGAGUUUAAUAUGAUAUCAGAGCAGGUUAGUAGAUUUAUUAUUCGGAAAUGCAACUAAUUAUCCUUCCUAAAGAAUCUGUAAAAAGAAAGGUACGUGUUGUUAGUUGUCAUGUUGUAAGAUUUAGCAAUCUCAAAGAGCUUUGUUGUGUAUACUACUACUAGUGAGUUUUGGCAAAAGAGAUACUGAGAGUAGGGUACAAAGUCAAAUCAUGUAAUAGCUCUUCUGCCAUUUUUUCUUAGUCUUUUAGCAUUUGUUUAGAAUUCAUUAUCUUCAAAAAUAACAAUUUUUGAUAUCCCUUUUUUUGUUUGUUCUCUCAUCUCAAUGGAAAUUUCGUUUUGAUUCAAAAGUCCGCAAUGAAUUUGACUCCGUUGUCCUUGUAUCCCCUGUCUAUUGCAAGUUUUUAUAUGUCGAACAUAAGCUUUUAUUCGACAAGUUGUAGCCUGAGGAUGUCAUCAUUGCUAGAAGAAUUUAGCCAACAGUAGUCAUCUUCUGGCAAGGCUCACUCGUUGGAAGGAAACUUGCUACAAUGCAUGUUUUGUCUACUGAAGCGGUCAACUGUAUCUGAUGAGUUAAGAUGGUAAAUAGGCGAAAAGACGGAAGAAAAAAUAAUCAGCACUUCUUAUAAAAUGAAGCACCAGGGUCUUCAUCUGCAUCCACUCUUGCACAUAAUAAUACAGUGUAUUUUGAUAUCUCAAGUGAGAGUGUUCAGAGUAAGCAGCAUGAAACUCUUUCCUCGUUGCUGAAACUUGAUGACAAUGCUUGAGCAUUCCCGGUUCAGUUGUCAUGUCAUAUAUCUUACAUUUAUCUCGGCCUUGCCUUUUGCAGACCAGGAACAUUCAUUGUCUUCUUUUUUCUUCAUUGUCUUUUUUCACUUGAUCACUUGAGCUCUCUGUUUCCCAUCGUCUCUCUUUACCCAUAUACCGUUUUCUCUUUUGCAGUUUGAGCAAACAUAAACUAAACAAACUGUUUUUUUUAA